This is a messenger RNA of Neoarthrinium moseri, 624 nucleotides long. RefSeq lists its product as uncharacterized. The coding region runs from base 1 to 624 and encodes 207 amino acids. NCBI's taxonomy places the organism in Eukaryota, Fungi, Ascomycota, Sordariomycetes, Amphisphaeriales, Apiosporaceae. The transcript has 2 exons. The record is from RefSeq and is a predicted model, not a curated record.
AUGGCCUCUUUGACUGCAUUACCAGCUAACUUUGCCUUGGGACUGCAGUUGAUAGACGAUGCCCACGCCGAAGACCCGAGGACGACACUAAACGAGGAUGGGAACACAAAACCUUAUGAGUUGCACUACGCGUGCAAAAUGACCAAAUGGUUGGCAGCAAGAUGCCCGGAUGCAUCACCAAGUCUACAGCUCGCCUGCCGCGCACAACACUUUAGAAGGUGGGAAAUCCCCCGCAACUCAUACCCAAUGACUCGGCCGGGUUACUUGACCUGGCGGGCGAAGCAGAAGGCCCAGGCAGCGUCGCAGAUCGCGGAACUCCUGGCGUCUUCCUCUAUCAGCCCAGCGUUGCCGCAGGAAGAGAUAGACAGGGUGGCAGCCUUGAUUCGCAAGGAGGACCUGAAAAGCAACGAAGAGACACAGGUGCUGGAAGAUGUUGCGUGCUUGGUGUUCCUAGACGAUCAGUUUGACGACUUCGAGAAGAAAGAGGACAUUGAUGAGGAAAAGAUUACAAGUAUCCUCAGGAAGACAUGGGCCAAGAUGAGCUCCAAGGGUCAAGAACUGGCACUCGCAAUGGACCACAGCGAUCGGGCGAAGACGUUGAUUGGCAAAGCAUUGGCUCAAUAA